Molecule: messenger RNA, 1350 nt
Organism: Conger conger (European conger)
Lineage: Eukaryota; Metazoa; Chordata; Actinopteri; Anguilliformes; Congridae
Product: major histocompatibility complex class I-related gene protein-like
Exons: 8
Coding region: 1-879 (292 amino acids)
Biological process (GO): immune response
Cellular component (GO): external side of plasma membrane
Source: RefSeq, a predicted model, not a curated record
AUGACAGCCCACUUGUACUUUGCAAGGUCACACUCUAUCUGGGCAUUUGCAACAUUUAUACACGGACAGACCCAAUUCCCAGAAUUCAGUAUAGUGGUUAUGCUGGAUGAUGUUCAGGUGCUCUACUAUGACCACGACAUGAAGAAACUGAUCUCUCGAAGCCAAACAAGCUCAACAAAUGUAGUUGAAGAUAUUAUCCUUAUAGGAGUUCAUGUUCAUCAGGAGCUGGCUGGAUGUGUGCUGGACAAUGACAAGCCCAGCCCACUCAUGGCGUGGGAUGCUUAUGAUGGAACAGAAGUGGCUCAUUACGACAUGCAUAAUCACACUGUCAACCCUCUAUGGCCACAGUUUAUGUGGUCCACACUGCAAGAAAAAACCGUUCAAAUGCUAUGUAUAGAUAUUUUUCUGCCUAUUUGUAUCCAAACACUGAAGUACUAUCUGGAGAAAGAGAAGAACAUUGUGUUUAGAAAAGAGCGCCCCAGAGUCAGGCUGAUCCACAAGCCAUGCACUGAGACUGGAGAAAUGAAGGUGAGCUGUCUGGCCAUGGGCUUCUACCCCCGACACAUCAACCUGACCAUGCUGAGAGACGGGCAUCCCAUCCCAGAUGAGGAGCUGAUUCUGGGGGAGGUGUUACCCAAUGGAGACGGGACAUACCAGACAAGGAGGACCCUGAGUAUCCAUUCAGAGGAACUGAGAGAGAGACAUAAUUACACCUGCUCUUUCACACAUCUUACUCUGGACAACAAGCUGGACAUAAACUGGGAGGAAGGCUCAGAUGUUGCAGUCAUCAGUUCUCUGGUUGUAGUGCUGGUUUUGGUUCUUGUCUUUACCAUCCCUGUAUUUGUCAUCUAUAAGAGGAGACGCAAAGUCACUUUGUAGUUUCCUCGCCCUCCUUUCUGAGAGUUGACCCUGCAUCAUGACUGCUUGCUAAAGUUUCAGAGUCAGAAGACACAGCUUCCUGUUCCUGUUUGUUCACACCACUGCCAUCAAGUGCACAAGUGUACUAUUAUCUGCUUGACAACAUAAUAGAGUCAGAAGACAAAGCUUCAAGCCUCCAUUUGCUCCCAACAAGUGCAGGCUAUUAUGUGUGCGUCAACAUAUAGGCUGCAGCACCUCUUAUUCUAUUUAUACCUGUCAAGUUAAUUAUUCUGCAAUUUACAGUUAUGUAUAUUUUAAUAUUGAAUAAUGUCAUUGAUUAGAAGGACAUGAGAGACAGAGACAGAGGGUGUUUCUCAGUACCAAGAACGUGAUGUAAGGACUCGGGUCCUUGUGAAGUAGCUCCUUUCGGGAGACCGCACUUCAAGAACACAAGGGCAGAGAAUGCAGUUGUAUGUAUUAGAGAUGCAAUAU